Molecule: messenger RNA, 3239 nt
Organism: Coccinella septempunctata (seven-spotted ladybird)
Lineage: Eukaryota; Metazoa; Arthropoda; Insecta; Coleoptera; Coccinellidae
Product: fanconi-associated nuclease 1-like
Exons: 11
Coding region: 221-3031 (936 amino acids)
Biological process (GO): interstrand cross-link repair
Cellular component (GO): nucleus
Molecular function (GO): 5'-flap endonuclease activity; flap-structured DNA binding; 5'-3' exonuclease activity
Source: RefSeq, a predicted model, not a curated record
AACAGAAAUUUUAGUUUUCCCGCCAGGAAUCAAUUUGUUUUGUUGGUGCAAAGUGCAAAAUGAGGUUUCUCAACCUGUUGGGGUUUCACAAACAGUUCACGCCUAUAGUCGUUUGAAAUCCGUCAAAAAAGCUUUGUUUGUUGUGGUCAGUGUUGAGAAUAAUUUUAGCUCGACAUUGGGUAGACGAAAGCUUUUUGUGGAAGAUUGUAGUAGAUCCAAGAUGCGGAUUACUCAAGAAUCAACUACAGAUAAUAAUUCAGACAGUGAUUUCGAUGAAGCAACUCCAAUUAAAAAGAUCAAGCUUCCUUAUCCUAUUAUUUCAGAUGAUGAAGAUCAAAGCAUUCCUGGCAACCCAAAGAAGAGUAGGAAAUCAAAAGCAAAAUCCAAAAGCCAAACUAGUAAAAAUAGUAUAGAAAAAAAUAGAACUAUAAUCAAACUUAAUAAACCUUCAAGCAGUAAAGAGCGGCAAAAAGAAAAAUCUUCAGCAACAAAGACCAACCACAGUUCCGCUAAAGCAUCAAUUAAUAAACUGAUAUUACAUCCUGAAAGUGUAACCAAAAGUAAGGGUGGUGUCUCGAAACUUAGCAGCAUUGAAGAAAUGACAUCGGAAAGUUUUGGUAUAUCCUCUGAUUCAAACAGUUCAGUCCUUGAGGAAUCACGUAGUACUCCUUGUAAAAAAACGAAAAUAAAGUUGAUUUCAGAAGAGGGAACUUAUCUCAGUUUACAAAUUGUUUCUGGAAUUUCUUCACCUAAAACACCAAGUUCUCCUAAAACACCAAGUUCUCCUAAAACACCAAGUUAUUCUAAAACGUCAAGUUUUCCUAAAACACCUAGUUCUCCUAAAACACCAAAUUCAUCAAAAACAUAUAAUUAUCAAAUUAAUUAUGCAUCCCCAUCAUGCUCAACCACUCCGUCAGCAAGUAAAAGUAAACCUAAGAAUCGGAUACCAAAGACUGCAAUUAAGAGUUCACCAAAAGUCGUACACUACCAAAAGAGUAGUAUGGCUCCCACUCCAAAUAUAAAAGCAAAAUCAGAAGAAGAAAAACUUAAUUUUAAACCGAUCGAAUUAUUGAAAGAAUUAUUCAAGGCCACCAUGGAGGAUAGAGAUAAAAGGAAACUAUUAACUAACACAGACAUCGAUGUGAUUGAGGAGUUUCUCAGAAUGGAUAUAAAUCAUCAAUAUUUUCUGGUGAAGUUACUCAUUUAUCUACCAAUAUGGUAUAAUGUACUAAAAUUCUGUAGUUCAAUAAAACUCGAUCAGAAACUACCUGAAAAGGAACUCAUUGCAAUAUAUGAUUACCAUAAAGAGAACAAUUUUAUAUUUACAGAUAUCACCAAGUUAAGCACAGAUGAACUGCUCAAUAUGCUUCCACUACCAGAUCUAAAGAAACUUGCGAAAGAUGCAAAGAUAAAUUCACAAAAGAAGGCUGAUAUUAUAGAAAGUCUCAAACGAAAUUCUAGAGUACAAUCAACAUUGACAAGAGAGAAAUCAUCUGAAGACAUAUUGAGGGAGAAUGCAUAUAAACAUCUAGGGCUUUGUAUAAAAUUAAAAGAAGAUGUGAAAUCAUCUUUCUAUAAAGCCUAUCUUUUGCAAACAUAUAGCAACACAUCGUACUAUAUGGAUAUUCAAAAUUACCUAAAAGAUAUGGGAUAUCUGAGAGUCCUUUAUCCAAAUUAUACUGUUGAGGUUUUCACACCAUUCAAGACAAAAGAACAAUUUUCCAGGUUUUUUGAAGCUGUUUUGAUGAAAAUAGAACUUUCCCAAGCAAUUGAUCGUAAAGAUACUGAUACCACAAAAAAUCUAUGUAUUCAAGCUUUUGAGAAGCUGCAAAACAUAGAUGUUGAUGCAAAGUGGGAUAGAUAUCAACUUGAUUACUUACGAAAGUUCUCUGCAGAAUAUCUGUAUAUUGGUAUUCUAAAGACUGGUAUUCUGAAAUUAACAAGAUGUUAUGAUGAUGUUAAGUCAUGGCUUGAAUUUUUAAUAAAAAACUAUCCAACAGACCAUACGGUAGGAUUUUGGUACAAGCAGUUAGCGCAUAUUAUGACCACCCAACAUUUCAAGAAUUAUGAAGCUGCCGCACAAAUCGUUAUUAAAGCCUUCCAAUUCAACAAAAAAGAAGAUAUAUUCGAUUUCUUACAAAUAUAUGAAUUGAACAAAUUGGCCCAUAAAAUUAAAACCACAAGGACCUACAAAGUACCCAGCUUAUACUGUGAUCAAUUAGCUGCCCUUAUCGAAUCACCAAUCGAUGUCGAUAUUUUUCCAAAGAAAUUUAUCAAGGGAUGUACUGAUAGGAGUGGAACAUCCGGUAAAAGGAUCUACUCCUACAGGGAUGGUAACAAUGAUGUCACAUAUGGGCAUGUGGAGACUAUCGCCUUGAAAUACUAUUCAGAUAAUGAAAAUUUUGAAGGUAUUCAUUGCGAAGGACAAUUAAUCGCGAUUCUUUUCACCCUAUUCUUUUGGGACAUCAUAUAUGAAUAUUAUGUUCCUAGAACAUUCAUAUCUGAACUACAAAAUGCGCCAUUAGAUAUGUAUAGUAGUUCUUUCUACAAGAGCAGAAAGGAAGAGAUCGAGUUGCGAUUGGUGGACAUAUCUAGUAAAUGGUCCACAGAAAAAAUGGAAGCAGUUCUGAAGGAGAACUGGCAAAACCACUCACAUGAACGAUCCAUCACAGAUUUUGAUAAUUUGAAGAAAGAUCUAGAAGAAGUUUUGAAAAUGUUUCGUUGCAUUGAUAGAAGGGUUUUAUCGAAAAUCCUAGGUCGCUUGGCUACCAACUUCAAGAAAUUUCGCAGUGGUUUGCCCGAUUUGUUUUUGUGGAACAACCAAGAGUUAACGUGUAAAUUCGUGGAGGUCAAAGGUGAGAAUGAUACUCUCCAACCAAAUCAAAUAUUGUGGAUCCAACAUCUGCUUGAUUCAGGUGCAAACGUGGAAGUUUGUCAUGUGUCAGGAGUGGGUGCCAAGGGAAAAAAAGCCCCUGAACCUGAAAAUUCAACUGAUAAAAACACAGAAGAGGCUGACGAAGAUGAUGAAUGAGACUUCCAACAUAUUUUGGAUCGACGAAAUAAUCCAUUUUAGAUAUUAAUUUUGAAGAAAUAUUCUAUUUUUAUUGCCAUAUCAAUACUAUUAGAGUUUGAGUAUAUUUUAUAACUUGUUAUUAUAAAUAUCACAAAUAGUUUUUUGUGUAAUUAUUUUUUGAGGGAAAAUAUGAAAAAAUCAAAAAUAAAACUUGUUAUCAUCGUUU